This is a messenger RNA of Topomyia yanbarensis, 1797 nucleotides long. RefSeq lists its product as uncharacterized. The transcript is spliced from 5 exons. NCBI's taxonomy places the organism in Eukaryota, Metazoa, Arthropoda, Insecta, Diptera, Culicidae. The coding region runs from base 498 to 1502 and encodes 334 amino acids. The record is from RefSeq and is a predicted model, not a curated record.
AACAGUUUAUGAAAGAGAAAACUUUUCUCUUUCGUUUACUACCAACAUCUGUGAUUGGCGUGUAACGGUUUGUCCGGAAUUUCCAUUCAAAGUGGAUUUUGACAGUUGGCUUUUAGGCCGUAAUCAUAUGUUUGUCGAGAAUUUUCAUGCAUUUUCUAGCAUAUACUUCUAGUAAAUAUUCAAUUAGUGGAUAGACCGAAUACGUCCAAUGCACAAAAUUUGCAGCAGAAGAAACGAGAGGCAGAUCAAAAAGUAUGAUAUCGGUGAUUAAAAAAAAGUUCUGCGUAUGCCUGGUCCAGACAUUUACAGACUUUUAAAACAGUAAUAAACUGACCGAUUUUCUUCAGAAAAUAAUAGAUGUGUCCCAGCAUGCAAAGAAUUACGAAUCAAAUACCGUUCAUACUUUUACCAUUUAGAUUUUUUUUAAGAAAUUUAGAACUUAAUCUUUCACGGAAUCUUUUUGGUCUUUUUCGGAGUAACGAACCAAUGAUCUCUAAAUGCGCAGGUAUCCUUCUGUUGAUCAACAGCAUGCGGCAGCUGUUCAAAUCGUAAAAUUAUUUCCACAACUUAGUAAUACGCGAGUCACACCAACUGCUCCUGAUGAGUCAUUUUUCUUUUGGCGCAACGGAGGCAAGGAAAAGGGUGCUCAUACUGGCAUGAUAUUUCAUCGCAUCCGGAAUGUCAUCAAACAGCUACCUGCAGAAAAACAUAAAUAUAAUCGAGGAACUAUGCCUGUAGAAGAGUCCGUUUCAACUGAACUUGUAGAGCGGGCUCAAUUGCUCCGAGUAAUGCUUGCAUCGGCAUCAGUAGCAGAACAUAUUUGUGAUGAAAUGGACCGAUGCUUUCCAGUCCUCAAACUGUUAUUAAAAGAAAAGAAACCCGUUAAUGAUAUCUUGGAUAUGUUUCCACACCUGUGUUCAUAUGAAGGAUUGGUGAUUCGUCAAAUGUUUGAGAGAUUGUAUCCUAACAGAACAGAAGGUCUCAAAAUCGAGGAUGUCUUCUCUCAGUGUCUAUCUUAUUCACCGUCCAGAUUCUCUAGAGUAGAAGAUGAUCACAUUCGAGGAUGCUUGAGAAUAAUUUCUCAUAUGCCAAUUCGCGGACAAAAAAGAACGCUGGUAGGCUGUCCAACUGUAGGCGAAGAACAUUCGGCUUCAAUUUUAAUUCGUUGGAUUGGGGAGUGCUUAGAUACAUACAUGGCAUCCCCCGCAACUGAUUCCAAACUACACAUGGUGUGCGUAGCAAGCCCGAUGAAAAGAGGAAAUUAUGCCGUCAUUUGUGAGAAAAAAGUUAUAUUCGAGACUAACAAUUCUAUUCAUGCAGUGGAAAUUUUAUUCAAAUGCCACGCAGUUCUCGGAGUGGAGGUGCCACCUAAUUUUAGAAUGUUUUGGGACUUUCUGGCAUGUGCCAUAUAUAAUAUAAUUCCGCACAGUCAGAGGACAACUGUGAAUAGACUCGUCCAAACUUUUAUUGAAGUUUCCCGCGCACGUAUUGACAACAAAUAAAAGGACAACUUUUUUAUACAAUACUUACUAAAAACCAUAAAAUUUAAUAAACAGAAGUUUCUUUAAUUAUUAUUGUAAAAAUAUUCCAUAAGAAAAGAAAGACUGCAUUGUGUUGUAUCCAAAACAAAAUUUUGACGGCCAAUUUCUUCACUGGAUGUAAACCGGUUUAGUUCCAGUUCAAAUGCAACAAUCGAUCAUGAACCAAUUUAAAUAGGAAUCGGUUGUUGCAUUUCUUCUUACAGAAACCAUUCAGAAUUGCAAGUCAUAAUCCGGAUGGCUCCAGUCAGUAUUCCGG